CGGCGCGGGAAGGGGAGCGGCGCGAGCCCCGCGGUGCAGGGGCGGCUGUGCCAGCCCCGCCAUGGCCCCGGCGGCGUGCGGGGCGCUCCUGGGGCUGGCCCUGUGCACCGGCAGCCUGUGUAUGGUGAGCGGUGCCGCUUUGCUCUACCACGACUACUGCGUCGUCGGGGCCGGGCCCUCGGGCUUGCAGGCGGCGUAUUUCCUCCAGCGAGCCGGCCGGGACUACGUGGUCUUUGAGCGGAGCCACGCUCCCGGCAGCUUCUUCGCGCUCUACCCUCGCCACCGCAAGCUCAUCAGCAUCAACAAGCGGUACACGGGCAAAUCCAACAGCGAGUUCAACCUGCGCCACGACUGGAACUCGCUCCUCAGCCACGACCGCUGGCUGCUCUUCCGGCGCUACUCCCGCGACUUCUACCCCAACGCUGAUGAGAUGGUGCGUUACCUGGAGGACUUUGCUUCCCGUCUGAAGCUGCGGGUUCAGUACAACACGGCCGUCAUCCACGUCACGCUGGAGAGGGAUGAGCAAGCCUGGAAUGGGCACUACUUCAUCCUGACCGACCAGGACAGGCAGAACUACAAGUGCAGCUGCUUGUUGGUCGCCACUGGGAUGUGGGUCCCCAAUGUGGUAAACUUCCCUGGCUCGGAAUACGUUGAGGGUUAUGAGACUGUGUCCACCAACCCAGAGGAUUUUGCUGGCCAAACCGUGCUGAUCUUGGGCCGAGGGAACUCAGCCUUUGAGACAGCAGAGAACAUUCUGGGCGUCACGAAUUUCAUCCACAUGGUGAGCCGGUCCCGCGUGCGCCUCUCCUGGGCCACCCACUACGUCGGGGAUCUGAGAGCAAUUAACAAUGGCCUGCUGGACACCUACCAGCUGAAAUCUCUGGAUGGGCUUCUGGAGGGUGACUUGGAAGAUCUGGCUAUCAUCAAGGACAAGAAAGGGAAGCUGCACAUCACGCUCCGGUUCUACCUAGAGAACAGGAACAUCAGCGCAGGCAUUGAUUCCAUCACCCUCCCGCAGGAUGAACUGGAUAACUUUGCCCCCCGUGCACCUUACGACCGUGUCAUCCGCUGCCUGGGCUGGAAGUUUGACUUCUCUAUCUACAACAGAUCCCUUAAAAUGAUGCCAGGGAAGGGGGACAAAAAGAAGUAUCCUCAGAUCAAACCCAACUACGAGUCCACAAGCACCCGGGGGCUCUUUGUUCUGGGCACUGCUAGCCAUUCCAUUGAUUUCAGGAAAUCUGCUGGGGGCUUCAUCCAUGGAUUCCGGUAUACAACUCGUGCAGUCCACCGCCUACUGGAAAAGCGUCACCAUGGUGUCCCCUGGCCAUCCACAGUCUACCCUGUUACACAGCUGACCAAUUCCAUCAUCAAGCGGGUGAACGAGGCCUCAGGCCUCUACCAGAUGUUCGGUGUUCUGGCUGACAUCAUACUGCUGAGAGAGAAUGCCACAGCAUUUGAAUACCUGGAAGAGUACCCAGUUGGAAUCCUGGCUGAGCUGGAAACGCAGACGGGGAGAAAGGCUCGCAGUGGGCUGUUUGUCGUCAUCAUGGAGUAUGGGAAGAAUUUCUCUGGGGCUGACAAGGAUGUCUUCUACUACAACCGAGCUGUGGGAGAGGCACAGCAUGCCUGGCAGUCCAACUUUUUACACCCUGUUAUUUACUAUUACAAACACCUCCCAACAGAGCAUCAGAUGAAACUUCGGCCCCCGGAUUGGCCUCUCCCCCGCCCCGAUGCCAUCCAUCACAUUGUGGAGGACUUUCUGACGGACUGGACAGCCCCGAACGCCCACAUCCUGCCCCUGAGGCGGUUUUUGGAGAACUGCCUCAGCACUGACCUGCGCAAUUUCUUUGCAGAGUCCUGUUUCCUGUUUGCCUUCACCCGUCAGAAGCUGCCUCCCUUCUGUCGGCAGGGCUACCUGAGAAUGCAAGGUCUGGAGGGCAGCGAGGGGCUCCGGCGCCAUGCGGUAGAAGCUGGCCUGCUGCAGGAUUACAGCAUCACAGACUUCUUGGGUGACAGACCCCCUGACAGCCACACAGGGUCACAGGACCAGCUGCUGAGAGAUCAUGUUAUAUCCGUUCGUCCGCUGCAGCAUCUCGUUAAUGCCAAGGAUGAGCUUUAACCUUUCUUGCUCCACACUGAAACUCAAAGGUGCUGUUGUGACAAUACUGUAACAGAGAUCCACAGCAGGAUUCUGCCCUGCCCUGUGCACCUUCUCCAUCCCCAUGCCUUCCACUGAUCAUGAGUUGCCAAAGACCUGCUCAGAUCUUGCUGUUACAAAGAGGACCAACGUGCUUUAAAUGAUAAGUGAGGGGCUAAAAUCCAGCAAUGCUGAGGCUCCCACGUUGUCCUUCCGGAGUUCAGAGUCGCUUGAAGAUGGUGUUAGUGUUUGUCUCACGGACCAGUACCAGCAGCAGCGUCCAGGGGUCACAGAAGAGAGUGCAGGAUCACCUGGGUAACUUACAGUGUCAUGUCCCGCGUCGGAGGUGACCUGCUGGCAGUCUGUGGCAGCCUGCUGCGGGCUCUUUGGUCCUGGAGUGCCGUACACUGUGUAUACUUGAAGGUUUAUGCUGAAUCCUGAAGUGGCACUCCAGACAAACUCCCUGGUACUUUUCCUGCAUUUCAGUUAAGGCUGUUGUGUAGCUUAAGUGGAGAGGGGUGGUUUUUACUGACUCUAUAGAUCAGAUACUUUAUCAUUUCAUAAGAGCACUACAAGGGACCCUUCCCUCCAGGAGGGACGAGCAGCUUGCCUGGAAUGCUGGAUACACAGAGACUUACACUGGGUUCAGCUCCACUCACAGUUUUUCUUCUCCCACCUCAAGCAGCCUGAAAGAUUAGCCCCUGUCUUUUAUAAAGCAUGACCAAUAGUUCUCCUGUUUGCACUAUGUCCCAUCGAGAAAGUUUUGGGUGAACACUGAUGUCAUUAAAAUGCUCGUUCGGUAUUUUAUUCCCCUUCCUGUCACCUUGAGAUCAUGCUGGCACUGACUGGGAGGCCAUCGGCAUUUGUUGCUCCCUCUGUCAGCCACAUGCAUAUGUCUGUCACCUCCCCAUGGGCUCCUUCCACUGGAGCUGAAGAGCAAGAGCAGUUUCAAGCUUGACCUUAUGAUGUCCCCGUGAUUUCUAGGAAAUGGAGGAGGGGCAAAAGGGAACAGGCUUUUUACCUCAGCACGUUUUCCAACCCCUUGGCGUCUAGAGGAAUGUUCCUCUCUACACUUGUGCUUCCAGAGUGGGAGAGUCUGUACCUGCAUGUACCUAAAACUCCCCCAGUCCUUCAAAUUCAUCUGCUGUUUCUGUAAAGCCCCAGUUUCUGUCCCGCUCAGAGAGGCUGGGGAGCAGAAGAGGUGAAGAAGAUGGCAAAUGAGUUCUUGUUCCUCUGUGGGAAUACUUCUGGUGCUGGGAGAUCUUACACAUUCACAUGCAGCCGGAAGGGGGACGCGAUUACCUUCUCAAUGUGCGUUAAUCAGCAUCCUUCCAUGAGCUUAUGUCCCAUUGCCACACCUCCAAGGCCAGUCUGGCUCUUGUGGCCUGUAGCGGUCUGAGGUGUGCCACUCCUUGCUACAUCCUUGGUACUGUGGGCUUUUUUAUUUUAGGAUUGUCUGACUGAAUUGGAUUGACUGGCUGUCACUAAAGAGCCCCUUUCACUCCUUCAUCCCUGACUCGUUCAUCCCUCUGUGUCAGUGUGCACUGACAUAGAGGGUGUCCCUGUUUUAGAUGGCCCAGAGGCUGGCGCUUCGGCGGCUGCUGUCCCUCACCCCCAGGACGCUGCCCCCACAGGCCCCACUGGCACCCCACAGGAGGGCCUUCAGCACCUCAGCAAACUGUGGGAGCACCUUCAACGUGCAGGAUGGCAGCGACUUCCAGGACCGGGUGGUGAACAACCCCAAACCCGUUGUGGUGGACUUCCAUGCGCAAUGGUGUGGCCCCUGCAAGAUCUUAGGCCCCAGGUUAGAGAAGAUGGUGGCCAAACAGGAGGGGAAGGUGCUGAUGGCCAAAGUGGACAUUGACGAUCACACAGACCUUGCUAUUGAGUACGAGGUGUCAGCAGUGCCAACCGUGCUGGCUAUGAAGAACGGAGACGUUGUGGAUAAGUUUGUGGGGAUAAAGGAUGAGGAUCAGCUGGAGGCAUUCCUCAAGAAACUCAUCGGAGCCUGAAGUGAAAGGGUUGGCUGUACCUCUGCCUCCAGACACGUCCACGUUGUGCAUUCCUUGCCUGGGAGACCUGAGGGCACGUGAACUACCUGCCUCGUACAGCCUGGGGUUUUCUUCUGGUUUGGGGCUUUUAGGAGAUGGACAGUGUUGUAACCCCUCCCUCCCACCCACCCCCUUCUCUUGAGCAGCAGUAGUUGUAAAGGGCACUGAAAAGCAGGGCUGCUUAUUCUCACAACGGGGAAUGCGGCUGGAAUCAGCCUGUGUUUAUCAGCAAAGAGCUGACGUGCAGAACUGCUGCUGCUGAGUUCAGGGGAGGAAUGUUUUUCUCUUUGCCUAGUAUCUGAUAGCGCAGAGCAGAGGGCAGCUGCUCCCUGCAAGAUGUUGGUACAUACCUGCCCUGGGUGGGUUUGUUUAAAGCUGAGUAUGCCUCUGCCUUGUCUGUGAAACCUGUCUCUGCCCCUCUGUCCUCGUGUCGCUGGGACAGGUACAACUCUUCCACAAAUCCAUGGGCUCCAGUCAUAAUUUUAUAAGAUAAAAUAGGGAGAAGUAUUUUAUGGAUCUCCUUUUAUGUGUCUGUAAUAAAGAGAGCUUUAUCAGU
This is a messenger RNA of Strigops habroptila (Kakapo), 4744 nucleotides long. It is a transcript of the gene FOXRED2, whose product is annotated as FAD dependent oxidoreductase domain containing 2. Bases 62 to 2119 code for a protein of 685 amino acids. The record is from RefSeq and is a predicted model, not a curated record. Gene Ontology annotation, molecular function: monooxygenase activity; flavin adenine dinucleotide binding. Lineage: Eukaryota; Metazoa; Chordata; Aves; Psittaciformes; Psittacidae. The transcript has 12 exons.